This is a messenger RNA of Monopterus albus (swamp eel), 4827 nucleotides long. RefSeq names its product E3 ubiquitin-protein ligase MSL2-like. The record is from RefSeq and is a predicted model, not a curated record. The coding region runs from base 1262 to 3052 and encodes 596 amino acids. The transcript has 3 exons. Gene Ontology annotation, cellular component: MSL complex. Gene Ontology annotation, biological process: protein ubiquitination. Gene Ontology annotation, molecular function: ubiquitin protein ligase activity. Lineage: Eukaryota; Metazoa; Chordata; Actinopteri; Synbranchiformes; Synbranchidae.
GGUGAUAAAAUGCUUGUUGAAGUGCCGAAUCAGAUUCCACCAUGCAUUCACGGUGCAUAUACCAUACAUUCAGGAUAUACCAUAACCACUUUGUGUGCGUUCUCGCGAGAUCUAAGAAACAGCGCCCCCUUGUUUAAAAGCGACAGGAGGUACGAGAAUAGCGGCUAAUGAUAGCAAGAUACACAAUUAAGGAUUUAUGUCACUUCACCGACACAGUGGAGGUAAACCAGAAGUUGCAGGAGGACGUAUUCUCGACUAAACCUCCGUUUAUUUCUGCUACAUUCCUUCUGAGGCUUGAAGCCAGCGAGAGAGCCCCGCUCAUCCCGAGAACUGGGAAGCGGCCUGCUUUUGUAGCCGGCUCUCCGGUGCAGCUUAGGCGGCUAGCUGUCACCAGAGCUCGGUGAUAUCUCUUUGCUUAUUUUUCUUUAGACCAAGAGAAGCUUCGGAGCUCCGAAAUCACUUUGCUUUAAAAUCCACCGCCUCUCUUUAACAAAAUAUCCCCCUUUGACGUACAGCUGUAGGCGAUUUUCACCAAAGGACCAUUUUUCUCCGGAGCGUCCUGUUUUGUUUUCAAGUCGCCAUGAAUCUCUGCGAACAACAAUAAUAACAACCACAACGAGCCAGCUGGAGCUGCACCGCUGAGCGCCACCGAUGCCUCGUUGUGGGAUCAUAAAUGCUUUUUGUGGUACCAGCUCUGGACCGACGUGAAAAACGGGGACGAGGGUGCAUGUGGACUAUGACAUACAGCGGGAAAACGAUGCAAACCGGAGCACCUUGUCACGAAAGCCCCCGGCUGGAUUUCGGAGCUGCUGCUAGCUAACUAACAUUAAAGGCCACUGGCGGAGGAGAGAGUGCCACAUGAUGCUUUGUCUGGUCAUAACUCGCGGACUGUAUGGAAUCAAAAUGAGCCGACUUGGAUGAACCGAUGCAUGAAUGGUCUCCUUGUGAAUGCGCUCCCAUCAGAAACGGCACUACUUUCAGAGCUGGGACACACUGAGGAUGGAUCGGGUUUGACUGGGGAUGAGUAACCUCUAUCGCUCUGUGUACAGUCUGUGGAUUUACCGACGAGGAACUAAAAACGUUAUAUACAUCUAUGAUCGCUUCAAAGCCACCAGACUCCCUUGACAAAAACAGUGAUUUUACCUCACAGAACACGGGAGUCGCGGGGCAGCCUCUGCCACGUUUGUUUGUUAUUGUGUGAUUUUUAACGUAGUAAUACAUCUGAACGGAUCGGACUGGAGCCCCGGGCCAGGUAGCUGAGAUGAACCCGGUGAAUGCGACCUCUCUCUACGUUUCCGCGAGCCGGUCGGUGCUGCAGUGCGACCCCCGAGACCCCCGGGCCCUGGCGGAGCUCUGCAAGCUGCUACCGUUUUUCCGCCAGUCCCUGUCCUGCCUGGUCUGUGGUAACCUGCUGCAGGACCCCAUAGCUCCCACCAACUCAGCAUGUCAGCAUUACGUCUGUCGAGGCUGUAAGGGUCAGAGGAUGCAGCUGAAGCCAUCCUGUAGUUGGUGUAAGGACUAUUCCCGCUUUGAAGAAAACAGGCAGCUGUCCUUGCUCGUCCACUCUUACAGGAAGCUGUGUCUCUAUAUCACCCAGUCACCACUGGCUCCGCACAUAGCCAGCGCUGCCAGUGACUCGCCGGACCUCCAGGCUGUCCUAAAUGAGGGUCUCUCAUUGGCUGAGAGUGAGCCAGAGGUGGAGGACGUUUCAGAUUCACUUGGGCUGUCGCACACAGCUUCCACCUCUGACGUGGUGCAGCCCAUUGAAGCUUCACCAAAAAAAGAACUUAAAGAAGAGGAGCUGUCCCCCAUGAGCAUUAACGGACUGCAUGAUUGUAACGGCCUGGUCACUUUGGACACCCUGCAGCCAAUCACCAUAAAAACAGCUGGAGGUGUUGUAAAGCAGGAGUGCUUUUCGGAGGAGAUCCCGGUGUGUGUUAGCGUCACAGCUGGCAGCGAGGCUGGGCUUUGUGACAUUAGCACUUUCCGGGAUGACAUGAAACCUGGUGGGGGGCAGUUGUUGCUGAGUGUUGAGGAGGUGUUGCGGACUCUGGAGACAGACAGUGACCCUGACCACAUCUCUGAAACCAACCUCCAGCCAGACUGCCCCCUGUCUGUACCUCAGUCUGGCCUCAAUGGGCCUCGCUGCCCAUCCAGCCGCAACUCCUCCCACCUCAUCCCCUCGCUACCCCCAGAAAACAGCCUUCAGCCCCUCCAGCCUCACACACAUCCCUCCACACAUGCCCCCCCUCGGUGCCACCGUAAGCGUUCCCACUCUGAAAGUGACAGUGAAAAAGUGCAGCCCCUUCCCAUCUCAAGCCUCCUACGAGGGCCUCCCCUUUAUGCCAGCAGCUCCCCCCACCAUCUUAACCCUGGUGUCAUCACCAAACAGGAGCCUAAAUUCCUUGCAGCCGUGCCCCACCCACACUUGGCCCCAGUGCCUAAUGGUAGCCCCGCUAAAGUGGGCAAGACUGUGCUCAUGUCCAGCAAGGCGCUGAAAAAGACUGUGGAGCACCACGGGCCCACCACCUGGAAGACUCAUACCAAGGCCGGCCAAGUGGCCCCCAAGCCCCGUGUACAGCCCCGUGACCGGGUCACCCACCACCCCCAUGUGCACCCCCUAACACACCCACCCAGCCCCUCAAAGCCACUAUACAAGAAGCCUGUGGAGAAGAAGGGCUGCAAGUGUGGCCGAGCCACACAGAACCCCUCUGUGUUGACCUGCAGGGGGCAGCGCUGCCCCUGCUACUCCAACCGCAAGGCGUGUCAGGAAUGUAUCUGCCGUGGCUGCCAGAACUCCUACAUGGCCAAUGGAGAGAAGAAGCUGGAGGCCUUUGCUGUGCCAGAGAAAGCUCUGGAACAGACCCGGCUCACGCUGGGCAUCAACCUCACCAGUAUCGCCGCGGCGGCCCUCCGCAACCCCGCCUCCUGCUCCCCUGGCAGCACCCUCCUCAAUGUCACUGGGGCGCCUGUCACAACUACCUUCCUGUCGGGGGCGGGGCACGAUAACAGGGGCUUUGACGAUUCACUGGAGAUGCGGUUUGACUGUUGAGGCGCCGCCCGUCCUUCGGUCAGAGAGCACACACAUUCCCUGCCCCGCCAGCCGGGUGGGAUCCAUCGGGUCAGACCAGGGACCUGAAGUGGCGGAGCCAGAACAAGGCAGCUACAGUGACAGGCAGGAGCGAGGGUCAGCAGCUGAGGCUGAGUCGCCACCCUCCAUCCGUUGCCCGAAACUGCACCAUGCUUGUGGUUUUGCGUAUACACCCAGCUGCCACUUGUUUAGGUACACAAAGCUAAAACUCAUGCAUUCUACUCCAGCAGCCCUGCAGUACUUCCUCUUUCAUGAAGGUGAAAAUGUGCAGUUUUUGUUGAAACUGUUUUAAAGAGGUGUGAAUUUAACUCAUGAGUUGUUUUUAUUGACAGUGUUUCUAUUUCUUUGUCCAGGAUUUUCUUUGCAGGGUUGUUGUUGUAGACUGUGGCAGUUUUCGCUUGUUGUCCCUAAUAACUGUCAACUGAGUGUACACACGACGUAGGACAGAAGAAGAAAGAGAGAGGGGAGAUGUAGCGUUAAUGUAUGUGCAGAGAUAUCAUUUCAAUGGGGAUAGAGUUUCUUUGUUUUUGUUUUCUUUCCUACUGUGGGUAACGUGUAGAGCAUGUUGUGUAGCUAAAGUGUGAGUGUGAGUGUGUGCGUGCAUGUGAGUGUGCACUGAAUGUCUGAGAUGGUUUGGUUUGGAAGGGAACUUAUCAGCAGGAGACAUUAACAUCAUCAGCGACUGGUGUAAUUUCUAUCAAACUUUAAGACGUUUAUAAUGUGUCUCUCAGUUACAUUAAAAACCAGUGGAAGCCGGUGCAGGGGCCCACCUGCGUUCGACCAGAAUGUUUUCAUACAGGUAAAUGAAAUCAACAAAUGUCACCUCAGAUUUUGUCUGUUGAAUGUGAAAUGAGCCACAGUCAGACACCCAGACACGUGCAGCAGUAGUAAAACGGUAAUUUAACCACUGGGGCAAACCUCUGUCCUUUGUUUGCUUUUAAAUGAUUUUAAAUUUAAAUAUUAAGUUUAACCUGUUAAUCCUUCUUUUUGAGUCAAUUUUCCAGACAACUUAAACCGCAGUAUUUCUGAUCUCUUCUUACUUGUGGUACAUCUCUGGUUGACUGCAGGCCCAGCACAUCACUGUUCAUAAGUACUUGGUUUCUGGAAGCUAAACAUAUGCUGCUACCUAAACAACAGGAAUGACUCAACAAGAAGAGCACGGCGGAUUUCCUCCAUCCUUGUUCCUUCAUUUUUUCUGUUUUCACAAACGACAUUUGCAGUAUUUAUUGGACACCCCCUGACGCUUGUUACAUGUCGGCCUCGAUUCUGCUCGCAGCCUGUUGAGUCCGUCAGUUCAGUCUGGACCCUUUCUGUCUCAGUCAAGUUACCGUCUUAUUUUUAGUGUUUCAAAUCGUUUUUGUUCACCCUUGGGGCAUUUAAAUAACUGUAAUAUAAGUGUAACAUAUUUCCACAAAAAGAAAGAAAAUCAAAAACUCACAAAGUGUUGUGUGGUUAUUUGUUUCCCUCCUGUCUGAAGCCUUCUGCAGUUUUCUAGGAGCCACCAUGUGUGGUUGGUUGUUGCUGCACUGCUGAAGGUGGACACUGUAAGGCUGUGUGGAGCCCCAUGUUGCACCAGCAGGAGGCAGAACACACCUGUAAAUGUCCAGUAAUCUACAGCUGACCACGUUAGGAGGCCCAAUAAAAGGUUCACUGCUUUCAUUCUGACCUGUUUGCUAAUGUGGCUACACUUGAUUAUUCUGCUUGACCUCACUAGAUGAAACGACUCAGCUCUGCCC